Molecule: messenger RNA, 486 nt
Organism: Solanum tuberosum (potato)
Lineage: Eukaryota; Viridiplantae; Streptophyta; Magnoliopsida; Solanales; Solanaceae
Exons: 1
Coding region: 1-486 (161 amino acids)
Molecular function (GO): nucleic acid binding; RNA-DNA hybrid ribonuclease activity
Source: RefSeq, a predicted model, not a curated record
AUGAACAAUUCGGGCAAAAUUGGGGGCGGAGGAAUUUUGAGGGAUCAUCAAGGCAACAUGAUAUAUGCUUUUAGCAUCCCUCUUGGAAUUGGCUCAAAUAAUUUAGCAGAGACACUUGCAGCGCAGCAAGGUAUCUACUGGUGUGUUCAACAUGGUUUUAAGAAGAUUAUCCUCGAAAUUGACUCAAAGUUGCUGAAUAAUUGGAUCAGCUAUAAAUCCAAACCUCCCUGGCAGAUUCAGCAGCACAUCAGGGAAUUGAUCAGACUCGCUAGACAGCUAGAAUUUUUUGAAUGCAGGCACAUCUUCAAGGAAGCUAACAGUACAACAGAUUUCCUUGCAAAGGGAAGCCACAACUCAGACAUUAUCAGACAAUACUACACUCAUCAUCAGCUUCCUACAGUUGCUAAAGGUAGCUACCUGCUAGAGAGGAUGGGAGUAUCCAAUUUCAGAAGGAAGAAAAUAAAGAGAAUCAAGCAACCACCUUAA